GAGUCGGAUCUAGAACUAUGGGGUUCUAAUUUAGAGCUUUGAGUGUCGCAUCUUAAAUCUUUGGGGGGUCGGAUCUUAAAUCUUUGGGGAUCUUUGGGCAUUGAUUUUGAAGAAUAAAAAAUGAAAACCCUUUAUAGCAUUUUAUGUAUUUUGUAUUGUUAUAUAUUGAGAUCCUAGGUUACCAUAAAGAUUUUGAUCCUAAAGAGAUCACCGUUUUAAAGUUGUCUCAUCUUGAAACAGUCCGUGUACAUCCGCCUUUAUGUUACAGGUGGAAUGGUUAUCAACAGUGUUGAAGUCAGAGACGCCUCUAGCGGAAAUAGUCAGGCUGUACACGGACCUAUUGUUGUCGUUGGACCCCUCGCCUACUAAGGUGGUAUCAGCUAAUUUCAAAUUAUGUCAAAGUCCAGAAGAAGGUAUGGCUUUAUUGGAAGAUUUGAAGACGGAUAUCGAUGAAUUUGUAGCUUGCAUUAGAGCUAUUAUAGACGCACCAAGACCUAAUAAAGAAACUCUACCUGUCAAUACACUUAAGGAAUUAGGUCGCGCAGUAUACCAGCCUCUCAGGGAACUGAUGCCAAAGUACACGGAACUUCAGAUACAGCUGUUCCAAGCAAAUCUGAAUGAUAAUCAAUUGAAACAGGAUGAACUUCUAGAACAUUCUAGAGCGUUGCUCAGUGUGGCUGAGCGGUGUGAGGGCUGGCUCAGUACAGCGUACGCUAGAGGAAGGAAGAUUGCUGGGAAUGCUGUUCUACCUUACUACAUACCUGCAGUUGAGGCGUUAUCAUCAUCAAUCCUCUCUCUAAUAUCAACACACAGUCGUCGAAUAGAGACGAACUUCUUGUCCUCUGUGAGGUCCGGCCUCAGCGCCGGCGUGCUCAGUGAGACCUUCCCCGCAGCUCUCGCUCUAGAAGCUGCUGCUGCUGAACUGCUCAAGGUCCUCGCUGAUAGACUGGAGGAAGGUGAAGAUCCAGAACAUCCACUCCUGGACCUGAAGAGUGUCCUAGAUGGUGAUGUGGUACAACCACAGCUGACCUCAGUAUCAGGUUUGCAGCGCGCUAGAGAACAGCUCAGAUCUCUCGCCAGAGCUGUUCUAAGGAAUCCAGUGGAUGUACAACUUGAUAAAAUACCACAAUUAUCAGUUUGGCAUAACAAUGAUGCGUUGUCAACGGAGUUGCCAGACUUCGCUUUGUCCCCACAAGAAUAUAUUACAGAGAUUGGUCAAUAUUUGAUGACGUUACCUCAACAUUUAGAAAUGCAUUUACCAGAAAAGCAAGCGCCAUGGCAGUUUUUAUCUGAGGUUUGUGCUCAUACAUGUGAAGUUUAUGCUGAGAAGAUAUUAAAUGUACGGAAUAUGGACGCUUUGGGAACUAAACGAUGUCUCACUGAUAUUGUGUAUUUAUCAAGUGUUGUAGAAGAUUUGGGCAGUAAUAUCACACCAGCAUUAAAGAAUUUGGAGAAAUCUCUCCGAGCAGCCACACCAAGCCAAACUGAAUAACUGUACAUAACUUGACUAUUCAAAUAAAGGUUGAAAAUAUUUAUUAA
Messenger RNA from Papilio polytes (common Mormon), 1539 nucleotides. It is a transcript of the gene Cog7, whose product is annotated as conserved oligomeric Golgi complex subunit 7-like. Gene Ontology annotation, cellular component: COG complex. The record is from RefSeq and is a predicted model, not a curated record. The coding region runs from base 260 to 1492 and encodes 410 amino acids. The transcript has 10 exons. NCBI's taxonomy places the organism in Eukaryota, Metazoa, Arthropoda, Insecta, Lepidoptera, Papilionidae. Gene Ontology annotation, biological process: retrograde vesicle-mediated transport, Golgi to endoplasmic reticulum; intracellular protein transport; Golgi organization.